Sarcophilus harrisii (Tasmanian devil) is the source of this 2719-nucleotide messenger RNA. RefSeq names its product GRIP1 associated protein 1 (gene GRIPAP1). The record is from RefSeq and is a predicted model, not a curated record. The transcript is spliced from 24 exons. Bases 269 to 2719 code for a protein of 816 amino acids. Gene Ontology annotation, cellular component: postsynaptic recycling endosome; extrinsic component of postsynaptic early endosome membrane; glutamatergic synapse. Gene Ontology annotation, biological process: regulation of recycling endosome localization within postsynapse; neurotransmitter receptor transport, endosome to postsynaptic membrane; regulation of neurotransmitter receptor transport, endosome to postsynaptic membrane. NCBI's taxonomy places the organism in Eukaryota, Metazoa, Chordata, Mammalia, Dasyuromorphia, Dasyuridae.
UCAACGGGACUUCCGGCGUAAGGAGACGCCUGCCUUCCCAGCACCCUCUCUUCCCGCCGGGCACCACCAAAAGCCGAGUACCCAGGGGGAGAGAGAGAGAGAAACAUCGAGUCGGUCUUCUUGGUCCGGGCCGUCCCACCUGGAGACGUCUUUCCCUUUCUCACCCCGUGCCAUUGGCAGCGUCCCACUUUCCCGGAGUCGUAUCCCUGCUGAGACGGUUGCGCCUGCGCGGACGGCACCGGAGGCGGUUGGGGGGGGGGGCAAGAACAUGGCGCAGGCUCUUUCCGAAGAGGAGUUCCAACGGAUGCAGGCCCAGCUCCUGGAGCUUCGGACCCAGAACUACCAGCUGUCAGACGAGCUGAGGAAGAAUGGUGUUGAGCUCACCUCCCUCCGGCAGAGAAUCACCUUCCUGGACAAGGAGUUUGCCCGAGCCCAGAAGGCUCUGAGCAAGAGCAAGAAAGCCCAGGAAGUUGAAGUUCUGCUCAAUGAGAACCAGAUGCUGCAGGGCAAACUCCACAGUCAGGAAGAUGACUUUCGGCUGCAAAACAGCACGCUCCUUCAAGAGCUCAGUAAGCUUUGUGCACAGAUCGAGCAGCUGGAGCAAGAGAAUCGGCAGCUAAAGGAAGGCUCCUUGGGUCCGGGGCCUCCUAGCACGGGCAGCGGCCCUGUGGAUGGGGAGCUUCUGCGCCUGCAGGCGGAGAACACAGCCCUCCAGAGGAAUGUCACAGCCCUGCAGGAACGCUAUGAGAAAGAGCAGACGGGUUCUCCAGCCCCGCCAGAGGCUGCUGGAAAGGAGGAUGCGGGUGGGUGUGGGGACCAUGCGGGAGACCUGGUCGUGCCUCCUCCCUUGGCAGAGGCUGAGCUGAAGUGGGAAGUAGAGAAGGAAGAGAAGAGGCUACUCCAGGAGCGUUUGCAGGGGCUCGAGAGCUCGAAGCAGGCAGAGACGGCCAAGCUGCAGGAGGAGGUAGCCAAGCUGUCGGAAAAGCUGAAGAAGAAACAGGAGAGCUUCUUCCGCCUGCAGACAGAGAAGGAGGCUUUGUACAACGACAGCAGGAACAAGAUAGAAGAGCUUCGCCAGCAUCAGGAGGCAGAUCUCAAAGCUCAGGUAGUCCGGACUCAGAAGCUGCAGCAGGAGCUUCAGGCGGCAAACCAGAGCCUAGCUGAGCUGAGGGAACAAUGCCAGGCCGAGCGCCAGGACCACGCCAGCGCCCUCCGCACCCUCCAGGACCAGGCGGCGCGCCAAAGCGCAGACUUACAGGAGCGGGUGCAGGCACUGUUGGCGGAGAGCGAUGCUUUGCGGACCAACCUUGCUGCCCUCGAGCAGAUCCAGACAGCCAAGACCCAGGAGUUGUGUGCCUUGCGGGAGCAGACUGCGGGCCUGGCCACUGAGCUGCAGCAGCGCCAGGCUGAGUACGAAGCCCUAGCGGGCCACAGAGAUGACCUCAGCUCCCAGCUGCAGGAAUCGCUUCGGGCGAAUGGACGGCUUCUGGAACAGCUUCAGGUCCUGGGGCAAGAGAAGGAAAAUCUCAGUAGGGAGCUGGAGGAGGCCCGCAAGAGCGCCGAAAAGAGGAAGGCUCUUCUGGACGAGGUGGCGGCCGAGGCGCUGCAGGAAAAGUCGAGGCACAAGGAGGAGCUGGGCUCGGCCCGACUGCAGGCCGAGAAGGACGUGCUAGCGGUGAGGGCUCGCUACGAGCGGGAGCUCCGGCAGCUCCAUGAUGGUCGGCGGCGACAGGAGGAAGAGCUCCGGGCCCAGAUCCGGGAAGAGAAGGCACGGACCCGGGAUCUGGAGAGCCUGCAGCAGAUGGUGGAAGAGCUGCGUGCCCAGCUGCAGUCGAUGGAGGGAGCCAAGGGCUGGUUCGAGCGGCGACUGAAAGAGGCGGAGGAGGCCCUAGAGGAGCAGCAUCAGGAGCACGAAGAGAGCCUGCACGUGCAGGAGGAGCGCCACAAAGCCGAGCUGCAGCGGAAAGAAGAGGAGGUCCGGGCCGCGGAGGGCCGGCUGCAGGAGGCCGAGGCGCUGUGUGGCGGCCACCUUGACACCAUCGCUCGACUGCAGCAGGAGGUGAAGGACGUGGCGGACGGGCAGCGCAUCCUCGAGAAGAAAGGGAGCGCCACGCUGAAGGACCUGAAGCGGCAGCUGCAGUUGGAACGGAAGCGGGCCGACAAGCUGCAGGAGCGGCUCCAGGAGUUCCUGACCAAUAGCAAGAGCCGCUCUGGCUUUGAGGAGCUCGUCCUGUCAGAGAUGAGCUCCCCCAGCCGGGCCCAAACGGGCGACAGCAGCAGCGUCUCCUCCUUCAGCUACCGGGAGAUCCUCCGGGAGAAGGAGGGCUCAGCUGGCCCUGCUCGGUCAUCCUCAGGGAGCCCCCCAGGCCCGGCUCGACCAGCGGAGCUGUCGGAUGAGGAGGUAGCUGAGCUCUUUGAGAGGCUGGCAGAGACGCAGCAAGAGAAGUGGAUUAGGAGAAGGGAGGGGGGCCCUCGGGUCACACAGGAGCGGCCUGGGGGUUCCCGGGGACCCGAAGCCAGGGAAGCCUGGGAGAAAAAGAAGCCCGAACAUGUGAAGAGGUAUAAAAAAUACCUACAAGUUCAGACCCAAAGGGCCGGGGGCCCCUGCCCGCCCCUCCCUCCCCGCCGGGUCCCCCUGGCUGUGCCACCUGGGCCCGGAUCCCGGCUGCUGCUCUCCCACAGCUGCAGCCCGCCCUCUCCCAGGCAGAUGCCCGCCUGA